AUGGCUAGUGAUCAAGGGAAGAAGCCGGCCGUGCUGAUUGUUGGAGGACUAGGGUUCAUUGGUCGCCAUCUUGCUCUUUAUAUCCAUGAAAACAAUCUCGCAUCCGAAGUCCGGUUAGUGGACAAGGUACUUCCCCAGCUCGCCUGGUUGGCACCGGAGUUCGAAGAGGCGUGCUCGAAAGAGAAGUUCGUUCAGGCAGACGCCAGUCGAGAACAGCACUUCUCACGCAUAUUCGACCGUGCUAACGGGGAGCAAUUCGACUAUGUGAUCAACUGCGGCGGUGAGACUCGACACUCUCAACCCGACGAUGUCUACGAAUUGCGAAGUUACAAUCUCACGGUGGCUCUGGGUCGCGAAGUCGCCCGUCGGGGCAUCGGCUCGUACGUCGAAUGCUCAACUGCUCACGUAUACAAAUCUGGAUCUUCCCCACGGAAAGAAAACGACAAACUGGAGCCGUGGCAUCGGCUCGCCAAAUGGAAGAUGAAGGCUGCCGAUGAGUUAAGCAAGAUCCCCGGCCUCAAAUAUUGUCUCCUGCGGCUCCCCCACGUCUACGGUGAAUACGACUCGGGUUAUUUUGCCAUGGGUAUCUGCCUUGCGCGAGUCCACCUGGAUAUGGAAACGGACCUGGAGCUUCUCUACACCAAGAAUCUCAAGAUCAAUACGGUCUAUGUAAGGGACGCUGCAAGCGCUCUUUGGAAGGCAGCUGAAUGGAGAGCGAAAACCGCCGGUGACGCCUCCGUCCCGACUGCAUUCAACGUCGUCGACCACGGCAACACUCGCCAGGAGCAUGUCGCAGAAGCCCUGUCCACAGUCUUCGGGCUCAAAUGCUCGUUCCUCGGCUCGCUGGUCUCCCAGUUGGCCAAAUUGAACCUGGACGAUGUCGUCGACGAUAUGAACGAGGUCAGUCUGCAGGGUUGGGCCGAGCUGUUGGAGAAGAAAAACAUCGCCCGCCCCGGUCCUAUCAGCCCGUUCCUCGAGAAGGACGUCAUCAAAGACCAAGAUAUGUCGCUCAAUGGCUCAUUGUUCGAAACAACAACCGGCUGGAAACCCACACGGGAGCGCUUCGACGCGGACGGGGUUCGGGCAAUGGUCGAAAGCUAUAAACGGAUGGGCUGGUGGCCUUAA
Aspergillus clavatus NRRL 1 is the source of this 1125-nucleotide messenger RNA. Its product is annotated as NAD-dependent epimerase/dehydratase family protein. The transcript has 3 exons. The record is from RefSeq and is a predicted model, not a curated record. Lineage: Eukaryota; Fungi; Ascomycota; Eurotiomycetes; Eurotiales; Aspergillaceae. The coding region runs from base 1 to 1125 and encodes 374 amino acids.